This is a messenger RNA of Aspergillus affinis, 447 nucleotides long. RefSeq lists its product as uncharacterized. The record is from RefSeq and is a predicted model, not a curated record. Gene Ontology annotation, molecular function: peroxiredoxin activity. Lineage: Eukaryota; Fungi; Ascomycota; Eurotiomycetes; Eurotiales; Aspergillaceae. The coding region runs from base 1 to 447 and encodes 148 amino acids. The transcript is spliced from 4 exons.
AUGGCCAAACUAGAAGCAAACGACACUCCCUCAACACCCCUCGAGCAAGGCCUCGAAGUCCGCCGCCAGGUCCUAGGCAGCGAGUAUGUCAACCGAGCAUGGGACAAAGCGUCGCCAUUCACGCGACCGGGACAGCAAUUGAUCACCGAGUACGCCUGGGCCAAUGUAUGGCAACGAGAGGGGCUUGAUCGCAAGCAACGCAGUUUGUUAACCAUCGGGAUCAUCAUUGCCCAGAAAGCGUGGCUGGAACUGGCACUGCAUACGCGCGGAGCCAUCAACAACGGGGUAUCGGAGCUGGAGAUCAGAGAGGCCGUCAUCCAUUCGAUGGUGUACUGUGGGACGCCGGCGGGUGUGGAGGCAAUGAUGGUUACCGAGAAGACGAUCCUCGAGAUGAUUGCGAAUGGGGAUCAUUUACUUCAGAUGCCGAUCGACGAGUUCAGCAAGUAG